GAUAACCCUGGGCAUUUUCUUUAUUCUGGUUGCCCUGCUGUUCACUGUUGCCCUGUUCAUUUCAAAUUUGGAUAAAGCUCUCCACUCUGCUGGAAUCAGCUCUGGGUUCAUAAUCUUUGGCACCAACAUCACCAACCCUCUGAAUGAACUACUAUUAGUAUUACAGCCGGUGUUUCCGCUGGACUACAUCCUGAUCACAGUCAUCACCAUGUACUUUGUAGUGACCUCCAUGGCUGGCAUUCGCAACAUGGGCAUCUGGUUCUUCUGGAUAAGGCUGUACAAAAUCCGACCCAAGAAAACUCGCCCCCAGGCUCUCCUCUUCCUCUGUAUGAUUCUUCUCUUGAUCGUCCUUCACACCAGCUACAUGAUCUACAGCCUGGCCCCACAGUACGUCAUGUAUGGCAGCCAGAAAUAUCUCGUACAGAUGCCGUCAGCAGGUCCUGCAUCAGGGAACAGCACCACAAGGAUCUGUGAUGCUGAUGCGCCUGAGGACCAGUGCACUGUGACAAGAUCAUAUCUGUUCCUCCAUAAGUUCUGGUUCUUCAGCACCAUCUACUACUUUGGUAACUGGGCCUUUAUCGGGGCUUUCCUCAUCGGUCUGGCGGUGUCGUGCUGCAGAGGGAAGAAGUCUGUGAUCGAAGGAGAGGUGGAGGCCGACGACUCGGACUUCAGUGAUGAUGAAUAUGUGCACUAAUAAUCAGUCGAUAUUCCCCACAUAACUUAAAAGGGACUAGAAGGUGCAAUUCAAAAUGGAUGUCAGUGAUGUAUUGUUUUUAAGGAGAUAUUGUCGUGGCGUCUUGUGGAUUCUAGUCUGAGUUGACUCAUCCCUCCCCUACAUGAGACUACUGGUACUGAUGAUUGCGUCUUAUUUGGUGAAUUUUAAUAAUAACUUUGAGAUUCUGGGAGUGUCCUCCAACUUAGUCCCACCUUGAGAAUUAACUUGACUUGAACACUGACACACAUGUUUAAGCUUUAUUUGAAACUUGUAUUUAAACUAACUUUGUACCUUCUCUUAGCACUUUCUAGGCCCUUUAAAUGGUUACUUUUUGACCUUACCCCCCACCCACCUUUAGUUGGCUCUAAUAUACCUUUUAAGACAGAACACAUUUAAACAUCCACAAAUUGUUCUGUGAGAUUGUUUCUUUUGACUAAGAGAUUGUUUCUUAGUCAAAAUAAAAUCAUUCUAGGUGUUGACAGAAGUAACAUUCAAGCUUUGUUUUGCUUGUUUUGUCUGAGGCUAAAUACAGUGCUAGAUGGUUUGCUGUUUCUUUUUCUCUGCAUUUAGUCAUUUGCUAUCUCAGACCGUUAUUUGGACGAACGUUACUGUACCUGUACCUGCACUUUGUGAAAUGUAAAGGACCAAUCGCAAAAGAUUUGAGUUAUUCUUGAUUUUGAAUGGAAUUGGUUCAACAGCUUUUUGCUGCCUGUGUUGAAAGAACAUGAGGAAAGUUUGCAAACUAAAUUGAAACAGAAUAAUCUAAUAUGGAUGUGAUUUUAUUUUAAUCAGAGAGUACUUUAUUUUAGAGAUAAUCAACAGCGGGCUUGUGUGAACUAUUAAUGGCUUUUUAUCAGCUAUUUGUUAUUUGUGUAUUUAGAAGUGUGAAAAUGAAUAAAUACAGUUUAAUUAACAAAUGAUCUGAACAUAUUUAUAUGGAAACCAAAUACAUGUGCCUCGUGAAUGUAUAGCAACAUGAUGGGCACACACUGCUGUACGUGCACGUGCUACUUCUAGCCUGAAUCAGAUGAGUUUGGUUUUUGCUUUGAGGUAAAGUCUGUUUACCUGCAGUUAGAAAUGUGGUUACAUGAUGACAAAAGCUGCACCACUUAUCGUUUUCGCCUGUGAUAAGAAUGCUCUUGUGUCAAUAUUGAAUAAAAUCAUUUUAAAAACA
Notothenia coriiceps (black rockcod) is the source of this 1889-nucleotide messenger RNA. Its product is annotated as probable lysosomal cobalamin transporter. Lineage: Eukaryota; Metazoa; Chordata; Actinopteri; Perciformes; Nototheniidae. Gene Ontology annotation, cellular component: lysosomal membrane. The transcript is spliced from 7 exons. The coding region runs from base 209 to 694 and encodes 161 amino acids. The record is from RefSeq and is a predicted model, not a curated record. Gene Ontology annotation, biological process: protein localization to lysosome.